UUUACUUCUUCAGUUCUUCGGUAGCACUGGUGACUGAGUGACCGCGACCACUCGAUUCUUCCGCUACUAGGUCACACAGUCUGCAGCUGAAUUCGGAAUGAUUUUGUGCGGUGACAGAGGAGUUCUCUUCGUGUUAACGCUUGGAUUAUAGAGGCUGCUUUGCCAAAACGAUGCAAAAUGAUACUGAGCUGUUUUGUCUUAUUACUCUACACCCAUGGCUCACUGCAAUACGGCUACGCCUCCGGAGGAGACCAGACGACUUGUGGCCGUCCUUAUAGAUCCGGGAGGAUGUACCAACCGCCUUGCGAUCUGAAGAAGCACGGCUACUGCACAUCAGCCGGAAAAACCUACCCGUGGAACGCUGUUAAACGGUUCAUCAAGGACAACCAAGGCCUCAUGAGGAGAAUGUAUGGCGACCAGAGGCACAUUCAAGUCCUGAAGGCUGAACUUGGGAACGGCCCAGAGUUUGUGGAGAAGAAAAUGCGCUUCGCUCGGUAUCAGCACGGGGAUGAUGCCGACAAUGAGGUGUUUCCUCCUGAGGAAGAUGACGAAAGUGAGGCUAGGUUUCUCCGCGAGGACAUGUCUAACGAUGACGUGCUCAAAACGAAGUUCAUCUACUCCGAGGAGCCUAUAAUUUCGAUCAAGUUGGCGGGUCUGAAGACCGCUCCUCAUUUUAGGCCCACCAGCGAGAGAACCACCACCAAAGUUAGUGCUACUGAAAAGGAAAGCGAUGUAGGGUCUACUGUUACUACUGAGCUGCCUGACAUCAGCACGACUGAUUCAGGGACAGAUCAGACGACUAACUCAAAAUUGAAUGAUACGGAGAGAGUUGAUGAUAGCGAGGAUGACUCGUCGUCGAACGAGGAAGUGGCAGAGCCGGAGAAAACAACUGCUGGUGGAGAGAAGGAGAAAAUGGAGACUGUGCUCUUCCAAGAUAUGGUAGAGGAGCCGCUGAAGAAAAAGGUUCACCUGAAUUACAACUCUAAAGGGGUGAACGCUUGUCCGGUCAGAGAGGAGGUCGUAGCCCCAUUCUGGGCCAAUAACACCCGAGGCGAAGAACUAGCGCUUCUAAACAUGUACCCGUUCGAGCAGUACGUCCACCUGGAGAAGUGCGCCUACGAACAUCGCCAGAUGUACUGCAGGGACGGUUGCCGUUGCGAGCAGCAGUACCGCCUCCACAGGCUGCUCGCCUACGACCCUAACAACGAGUGCAGGGGAAUAUUUUCGGACUGGUUUAGAUUCCCUUCUUGCUGCGUGUGUAUCUGCUACGACAUGCCCGUGGAGUUCAGGGUAACUUCGAGAAGUCCACGGUAUCAGUCGAAUUUUAACUGAAAGUUUGUUAGAUGAGAAGAUUUUGAAGCGUUUAAAUCAUAAUUGUUCACUCAUACAAAAAGAAUUUGAAUGUUGAUGAUUGGAAAAUGUAGGGUUUUUUCUUUCACG
Molecule: messenger RNA, 1440 nt
Organism: Leptinotarsa decemlineata (Colorado potato beetle)
Lineage: Eukaryota; Metazoa; Arthropoda; Insecta; Coleoptera; Chrysomelidae
Gene: spz4
Product: Spaetzle domain-containing protein 4
Biological process (GO): central nervous system formation; innate immune response
Cellular component (GO): extracellular region
Molecular function (GO): Toll binding; growth factor activity
Source: RefSeq, a predicted model, not a curated record